CCGCAGCAGCCGCAGCUCCCGGUGCGCAGCGCUCGGAGCCCCGCCGGGCCGCGCCACGUCACCGCCUUUCCGCCCCGCUGCCCGCAGCACCGGCACGGCGUUCUGCGCCCCGUCCGUGCCGUCGAGUAAAUGAGCCGGCGGCAGUCCGAGCGGUGCCCUGCGCCUGCCCGCGGGCAGUGCCGAGCACAUGCGCUCUUGGCCGCGGAGUUAACGAGGAGUUAACGCUGUAGCGCGCUGCUAAAGCAGCGAGGGAGCGUUCCGGCGGCAUGAAGCGUAGCGACACGUCCCGAUAAAGUUCUGCGAACGCAGUCAGGAGCCGGGACGGCGCGGAAGGUAAGAGCCGGGCAGAGAGUUGGCCGGAUAACGAGCGGCAAUAGUUUCCUUCUGUGCGGAGGUGUUGGGUUACAGCGCGAGGCUGGGCGGGGUAGGGAGAGGAGAAGGAGAACCUCACCCUGCCGCCUCCCCGCUCCUUUUCCUUCGGGCUGCCCACAGCGGAUGGGCGAGCGGAGCGCGAUGCUAACGGGCCCAGGGGCCGGCGGGUGUUGGGGGGGGCUGCCACGCAGGCAGGGAACGGCGGGCUGCCGGGGCUGCGGCUGAGGCUCCCCCCGCGCUGCGCUGAGCCGGGCAGGGAAGGGGACCGAGCCGCCCACCCCCAGGCAAGGCGGCCCGGACUCGCCCGGGGGGCUCGCGGGGAGGAUGAACGGGCUGCGGAGGCUGUUCCGCGGCAGCGGCCGGGCGCUGGCUUUCGUCUUCGUGGCCUCUGUCAUCUGGCUGCUCUUUGACAUGGCCGCGCUCCGGCUCUCCUUCGGCGACAACGGCGCGCGGGCUGCGGCGGAACGGGGACGGCGGGAGCGGGAGCGGCCCUGGAGAGCCCCCCCGGAGUCGGAAGGCGGCAGCCGCCGCGACCACAGCCUCCCCAAGGCCACGGCGGCGCGGCUGGCAGCGGCCGCGGGGUCUCGCGGGGGCGCGGACGGGAGGAGCGUGCCGACGACGGCAGCGGGGGAGCGGGGGCCGGGCGGGGAGCGGAGCCCCUCGGAAUCGGCAGCCCCGAGCGGAGGAGCGCGCCCAGGGGGCUCGGUGGCGGCGGUGUCCGUCCCGCACAACGUGGCACCGGCGGUCAGCGCGGCCCCGGCACGGACGGAAGACGCGGUGGCGGAUCGGACCGUUCGCGGGGGCGGAGAACCGCGGGUGCCGCCGAGCAGGGCGGGAGGCAGCGCUCCGUCCCGCAAAGCCGCGUUUCCUGCAAAGCGAAAUGGGACGGAGGGAGCCGCGCACGGUGCCCACGGCAGCCCGCACACGGGGGGGGGCGCCCCGACGGCCCGGGCAGCGCGGCACGGGGAGAGCAGAGGGGGAGAGAAUGCAGCGUCUCCUUCUGAGCACUUUGUCCUUAUUAGCAAAGAGGGGGUCAACGUGAGCAACCCUGCAGCCCCCAACUUCGGCUUUGACUCUGAGGGACACUUCACCCGGAGCCAAGCACUGCACCAAGUACUGGGGAGCAAUGGCACCUCUACCACACAAGCCUCCAGCAGCACUGCAGCACCUCGCACCCCAGGCCAUGGCACCUCCAGGGCAGCAGCAGCGGGACCAGGGGCGGCCCCCGAGCUGGGUGGGCAGGAGGCAGCAGGCAUCGGCACUCACCGAGUCCUGGCCAUGGAUGUCACGCUGGCACCCAGAGACCCUCAGGCACCCGGGCAGUUUGGGCAUCCGGUGACAGUCCCCGAUGACAAACAAGAAGAAGCCAAAAGUCGAUGGAAGGAAGGAAACUUUAAUGUCUUCCUCAGCGAUUUGAUCCCAGUGGACCGAGCUGUAGCAGACACCAGGCCUGCUGGGUGCUUGGAGCAGCAGGUUCACAACGACCUGCCGACCACCACCAUCAUCAUGUGCUUCGUGGAUGAGGUGUGGUCCACACUGCUGCGCUCGGUGCACAGCGUGCUCAGCCGCUCCCCCCCACAUCUGCUCCAGGAGCUCAUCUUGGUGGACGACUUCAGCACUAAAGACUACCUCAAGGAGAAGCUGGAUGCAUACAUGUCACAGUUCCCGAAGGUGAAAGUCCUGCACCUCAGAGAAAGGCACGGUCUCAUUCGGGCCCGGCUGGCGGGCGCACAGGUGGCCACAGGUGAGACACAGCCAGGGCAUCCAGGGCUCCCCAUGUGGCCCAGCAUGGCCAAGGGCUGCCGGCACGCACCCAGCGGUGCCACAACUCCUGCCCAUAGGCACCGUGCUGACCUUCCUGGACUCACAUGUGGAGUGCAAUGUGGGCUGGCUGGAGCCACUGCUGGAGCGUGUCCGCCUGCACCGUGCCAGGGUGGCCUGUCCUGUCAUCGAGGUGAUCAGCGACAAGGACAUGAGAUGAAGAGAACUUCUGAUGAAGUUUGUCAGAAUCUUGUUUUAAUUAGCUACAUGACUGUGGACAACUUUCAGCGUGGGAUUUUUACUUGGCCGAUGAAUUUUGGAUGGAAGCAGAUUCCACUAGAAGUCAUUGAGAAAAACAAACUUAAGGAAACUGAUAUAAUAAGGUGCCCAGUAAUGGCAGGGGGCUUAUUCUCCAUUGAAAAGAAGUACUUCUUUGAGCUGGGGACGUAUGACUCAGGACUGGAUGUCUGGGGAGGUGAAAACAUGGAGCUUUCAUUCAAGGUCUGGAUGUGCGGAGGAGAAAUUGAGAUCGUCCCGUGCUCCAGAGUCGGGCACAUCUUCAGGAACGACAACCCCUACUCGUUCCCGAAGGAUCGGGUGAGAACGGUGGAGAGGAACCUGGCGCGCGUGGCUGAGGUGUGGCUGGACGACUACAAGGAGCUGUUCUAUGGCCAUGCGUACCACCUGCUGCCGCGGCGCGCGGAGCUGGGCGACCUGAGCCAGCAAAAGGCGCUGCGGGAGAGGCUGCAGUGCCGCAGCUUCCGCUGGUACCUGGAGAAUGUGUACCCAGACCUGGCGGCUCCCCUGGUGAAGGCCAGCGGGCUGCUUGUGAACGUAGCCACGGCACGCUGCAUUGCCGCGCAGAACACCUCUCUGGCUCUGCAGGCCUGUGAUGCUAACAACAAGGCGCAGCACUUCAACUACACCUGGCUGCGGCUGCUGCGGCACGGAGAGCUGUGCGUGGUGCCUGUGGGUGCUGCGCCGGGACUGCGGCCCUGUGGGGGCUGGGAGAGCGACCUGGCCUGGAGGCACAGCUCCAUGGCAGCACGCCCUGAGCUGGCUGAGCACCUUGUGGUGCAGCACCAGCAUCCACCUGCCUGCCUGCUCGUGCACCCAGUGCUGCUGGCCCUGAGGCUGGGUGCAUGCAGUGCCACCAACCGCUACCAGCAGUGGAGGUUUGGCAGUUACCAUGUGGCGUGAUGGAGCACUGGGCCACUGCAAGACAUCCAGCAGCAGCGACAGAGCUGAGAGUUCCUUUCCAAGCCAGAACUGAGCCAGCACAGAGAGAGCUUGGAGCACCCUGUGUAGCACAGCUGGCAUAAGGACAUUGGAAAUGUGGUUUUCUUUCAACUGUGAGGCAAAAAACCACAUCGUUUUCUGUGUUAUUAAAUAGAAAUAUUUUCUGAAAUCCUCUGUCUUCUCAUAAGCUGACCUUUUUAACAUCCCAGAAGCAGCACGUGCUGACAGGAGUACCUCUGGGCUCCCUGCUCUGUGUGCAGCCAGCAGGGCACUGUGGGGUGGCUGUGGGCACUGUGGGGUGGCUUCGACACUGCAGCUGCACAUUGCUGUCCAGCAUUUACAGGCUGCUGCAGACCAGCUCACACUUCUCCUCCGAGUUCAAGAGGCACAGCGUAAUGUUACCCUUCACAUUGAGGAUCAGUGCUGACAGCACUUGACAGCCUGCGUCUGCCAAACCAUUGACUGCCCUAACAGAUUUCCACAAUUGGCUCCUGCUCCAUAUGUCUUCCUGAUUUUAUCUCCCCCCUUUGGUGCUGCUCGCCUGCAGUCACUAUCAGAAAAAUUGCACAGAUGUUGUUUGUGCAGUCAUGUUGUAUCAGGAGCAUGAAUUUCAUUAAAUGCUGUUUGCUGACAUUCAA
Tympanuchus pallidicinctus (lesser prairie-chicken) is the source of this 4010-nucleotide messenger RNA. RefSeq names its product polypeptide N-acetylgalactosaminyltransferase 5 (gene GALNT5). Lineage: Eukaryota; Metazoa; Chordata; Aves; Galliformes; Phasianidae. Gene Ontology annotation, cellular component: Golgi apparatus. The transcript is spliced from 10 exons. Bases 697 to 3333 code for a protein of 878 amino acids. The record is from RefSeq and is a predicted model, not a curated record.